GUUUUUGUUUAUAUUGUUGCAAUGGAGUGACAAGCCGUGCACAGAUGAUCGUCCAGCCUCCUCCGACACAGCGGUGAGGGCAGACAAGGCUAGAGCCAUCAUCACACCGCAUCCACCCAUCAUCAAACAUUCUCGCUCUUUUGUCCUCUUACUCGCUUUCCUCGCAGAUCCCUUUAUAUACACACACAUAUAUAUAUAUAUAUUUACUGUUCUUAAUUGCAAAAUUAUUUGUUGAAAUCGUUACCUUCCUGUCCGGUUUCGAGCGGAUCCCGGGAGACAGAGACAGACAGAGAAAUACUGGGUGACAGGAAAAAGGAGACAGAAGACAUUUGGACAAUCUGAAGACGAAGAAGGAAAAGAACCAGCCACAAAAAAAAAAAAAACGAACGGUGAGAUAAGGAGAUAACCGAGAGAGAAAGACAAAUCGUUGGAGGAGGCGAGCCAGCAGUGAACUCGUCCCAAAAAUAUACCCUCUAGAUAGAAUUCUCCCUUCAUCUUUCAUAUGAUCUCCCAAAAGCCAAACAGCAGACAGUUGAUGCUGAAUCAGGGCCAGGAGAUGAUGGGGUACACAAACAGAGCCACCACUGGUGCCACUCCAGGCACGACGACGACCACCACCACGACAAGCACCACCAACACCACCAAUCAGGUCCCUGGUGUGAUGUUCUGCAUGCAGUCACCCCAGUUUCCCCUGGGGAGACAGUUCCCUUGUGAAGCUUGCGAUCAAGUAUUUCCACUCUACGACCAGUUGAAGCGACACCGGCAGUCGUCGCAUCCGUCAGCGUCAUCACUAAAAACAUUUACCUGUAACAUAUGCGAGAAGGUGUUCUCGCAGAAGAUGUCGCUAAUCAACCACCAGAGGAUCCAUACCGGGGCAAAGCCGUUCUCAUGUGACCAGUGUCCGAAGUCGUUUUCCCAGGUGUCGAGUCUCCGCUGCCACAGUCGCACCCACACGGGGGAGAAACCCUUUAAGUGCUCUGUGUGUAACAAAUCGUUCAGUCAGAAGGGGAACCUUCAGGUGCACAUGCGACGCCACACGGGCGACAAACCGUUUGCGUGCAGCGUGUGCAUGCGGGCGUUCAGCCAGAAGGGGAACCUACAGACCCACAUGAAGCGCCAUGUGAACGACAAACCACUCAGUUGCAACCUGUGCGGGAAAGUCUACAUGUACAAAUCGUUGCUCAAAUGCCAUGAAAAGACGCACCUCGUUGAACAAAUGGCUGCUGGCGCAAACAGCAGCUACAACAACAACAACCAGAACAACAAUAACCACCACCACAACAAUAACAACAACAACAACAGUAACAAUAACAACAACAACAACAACAACAGCAACACCCACCACCCUCAUCAACAGCCACACCACCAUCACCACCAACAACAACAACAACAGCAGCAGCAGCAACAACAACAACAACAGCAUGCACACAACCCGCAGCCCCAUCACCACCCGCAUCAUCAUCAUCCGCAUCACAACAACACUGGAAACAACAACAAUAACAGCUACAAUAACAACAACAACAACAACAACAACACUAGCAACAGUAAAAUGUUGGACAAUGAAAUGGUAUAUAAACAACUUUGAACUGGUUGAAACCGGUCGGAACUGGACUGGGAAUCUUCUAGAAGAUAGUGGACUAAUGGCCAGGAAUCUCUCCCUGGCCAGAAAAACAUGCAAUAGGUACUUGUCAAACCUCAUAUAUAUAUAUAUAUGAGUUUGUGUGUGUGUGUAUAUAUAUAUAU
Messenger RNA from Octopus sinensis (East Asian common octopus), 1743 nucleotides. Its product is annotated as zinc finger protein 239-like. Bases 503 to 1585 code for a protein of 360 amino acids. The record is from RefSeq and is a predicted model, not a curated record. The transcript is spliced from 3 exons. Gene Ontology annotation, biological process: regulation of transcription by RNA polymerase II. NCBI's taxonomy places the organism in Eukaryota, Metazoa, Mollusca, Cephalopoda, Octopoda, Octopodidae. Gene Ontology annotation, molecular function: DNA-binding transcription factor activity; RNA polymerase II cis-regulatory region sequence-specific DNA binding.